Molecule: messenger RNA, 1060 nt
Organism: Magallana angulata
Lineage: Eukaryota; Metazoa; Mollusca; Bivalvia; Ostreida; Ostreidae
Exons: 8
Coding region: 128-937 (269 amino acids)
Source: RefSeq, a predicted model, not a curated record
CUUGAUUUUGUAUCCAUAAGGCUGCAAGUGGAAGGACGGAUGUAUAAACGAGACCGAGAUCAGACAGUUUGACUGUACGCACUACGUCUGUCGUGUCUUCAAGAAGGGACAGUUCAGGCGCUCCGAGAUGGCCGUCUACAGUCAAGACUGCAAAGACAAGGACGGUAAUUGUAUUGCAGUGGGGAGUCAGGGCGAGGGAAAGAACUGUAACAACAUCAGGUGUGUGUCCAACAAUGGCAGAGCGGAGCUGAAGAACACCGCCAACGGAUGCUUUGACAAAAAUGAAUGCAGAAAAGAUGGUGGCAAUUGGACCAACCCCGGCAAUUGUGUAACCUAUGGGUGUCGGAUUUCAAACCAAAAUGGCCGAGUCAUACCCCAGAUAAAAAUCGUAGACGUAGGGUGUGCGGUGGGCGGGAUUUGGUGUGAGGUGGGCGGGGUGUGUUACCGGGGAGGAGAGAAGUGGGACUCGGGCUGUCUGGAGAGGCAGUGUGUGGUCAACAGGUCCAACAAGGGAUACUCUCGCUCUGUCUCAGCAAAACUACGAGGUUGUUCUGUGAAUAACAAGUGUCUAGAGAUUGGCUUCAAAGAAAUGAGGAGUGGGUGCCUCAACUACGGCUGUAUUCUGGACAAGACCUCAAAUCGACCUGCCUACAAACUGCUAAAGGGAGCUUGCAGAGACUUGGACGGGAAUUGCCGAGAAGUUGGCGAGGAGUGGGAUUAUUUGUACAAACCUAACAAAGUGUGUUUACGUCUGAAAUGCGCCUAUACUAAAGGGGUCUAUCGUAUCUCAACACAAAAACUUCUAUGUAAAGACAAGAACGAUAACUGUAGACAACAGGGGGAACGCGGGUUUCCGGCAGUGGUCGGAGGACGGACAUACAAUAACUGUGUAUGCAAGGCGUACGGAAUCCAGUCACGGCUAAACUGUUAUCCAUAGGAGUGUGCACAUUCAGAUGGAAUCAUUUUUUGACAAUCAUAAAUUUUAAAAAUUUUAAAAUUAGGAAACAACCUUAACUUGCGAUAUUGAAUGCUAGAAAUAGACCGAGGUUAAGAAUUGUCA